UUGUCCUUUGGCUUUCUAAAACUGAAGUACUUGGAUCGAGCCUCUGGUGGACGUGGAACGGUCGUCGUCUCGAGGAUACUUUUCAGACCCGGUAUCGUCGUCCUCGUCAAGGUAUUGCAGUGAUCUUGGCCUCAAAGCCAAAGCCAUGGUGACGGAAUUUCAAGUCGGGUCCUCAGGAUCAGCUGAUUGCUGAGUAAAUUCGGGAAACCGUCAGAUCAAUCGAGAAUAGACCACCAGAUUUCUUUCAAGAAUUGCAUUUAAGAUCUACCAAGAAAGGACCGGUGGUGAAUCAUUUUUUCAUUGCGGGAGGUGCGUUUUGAUAUCGACCUUGUUUCACCUUGAGAUGAUGAAAUUGCCUGGAUCUCCUCAAGGGUGUGAAAUCAGCUGAAAGUCAACUACCGACAAGACAAUGGAAGUGUCUAAUCAAAGGAAUCGGACUUGAAGAUUAAGUGCGUAUAUGCAGUAGUGAUCUUGAAUUCCCUUGUGAAAAACUCACCGAACACCAUGGAAGGUCGACGACAGAGUGUCUCUGAUAUAAAGGACCCUAAAGACAGUCCCGUUGCAGGCGCCAUGUCCUUGAAGCAUGUGAAACCAACGUUCUCAAUGAAGCAACUAAGACCGGUGAAAAGUAAUCCUAAUAUGUCUUCCAAUAUCGAAAAGAAAAAGCUAGUCAAGACGUCACUCAUCAAUAUUCCUUCCCAGAUAGCGACUAAUCCGUCGCCGUCUGACACCAGAAACGCGAGCUUUGCUUCGUCAAAUUUCUCAUCCUCACGUGGGACAGAGGGAUUUAAUCGAACCUCCAUUGAAAGUGUCAUCUUAAAUGGAAAUGAAUCAUCCAAUGCCUCACACCGGCAAUUCAGCCCAACUCCAGAGGAGGCCCAAUCCAUGCGACACUCAAGUCCCAGUGCAGCCGAGGAUGAAAAUGAAGAGGAAGGGGGUCAUGAUACCAUUACCAGUUUGGCAGGAGCCAAGAUGCUCCAAAAGUAUCGCAGAGCCAUAUCCUCCGGCUCACGUCCAAGCUCUUCUCACUCGGCCAGUCAAAAUAGGUUGGAAGCUCUCUUUCGAGAAGACUUGGAGGAUAUCCAGGAGAGUGAUGAUGAGGAGAACACAGCAUUGGUGGGAGGACCUGAUCUUGAUGAGCCAACCACGGAUGUGUUCGUUCCUCCUGAUGGAGGUUAUGGCUGGUUUGUUGCGCUAGGUGCCUUCAUAUCCUUGUUUUGGUGCGCUGGGAUGGUCAAAUCGUACGGUGUCAUAUUCAAAGCAAUCCUUACGACAUUCCCAGAUUCAAGUGUUAGUUUAGCCUCGUGGAUUCCGGCUGGUAUGACCUCUGUGGCUUUGGUCAUGGCUCCAGUGACUAGUGCCUUUUGUCAAAAGUAUAAUUGCCGUUACGUAACCAUUGCCGGGUCAAUCAUUUGCACCUUGGGAAUAUCAUUGAGCAGCCUGGCUCCCAACAUGGAAACCUUAUUCCUGACAUUGGGAAUUCUCACUGGAAUGGGCGUUGGUUUAUCCACCACUCCUGGAAUCAUCUUGACGGCUCGUUAUUUUGAUAAAAAUCGAGCCAAGGCCAAUGCCUUUUGUCUCUCUGGAACUGCAGCAGGAAGCUUUGUUCUGCCCUUCUUCAUUGAGUUCUGCUUGGGGAUUUACGGAUUUAGAGGGACAGUCUUGAUCCUUGGUGGAUGCAUGCUACACUUAUGCAUUAGUGCCUCCCUUUAUCGACCCCUGGCUGUCCACGUCUUGAUCAUGAGAAAUCUGUCCAAGAAACCAGAAAAGGUGCUCAUUUCCAAGAAGGAGACCCAAUGCAACCAUCUUCCAACAACUUGCUCUCAUGACGCGUCAAAGAAUGCAUCCAGGAAUUCGUCAGUCAAAUCGUUGAACUCUUCCCAUCACAUUCCAGCCAACAUUGCGGACUCCUGCUCUGGACCUCACCAUCCCCACCACCUUCACUCUCUUCAUGCUCACCAACAUCAUUUGAUGACGGGGCCAGGUCAUGCCCCUGAUCCCCAAGCAAUGGCCCUGUCUCUCAAUCAGAAACUGCACGACCUGGAGCGUAGGAAUCAAGGAUUUAAUCCGAAUUCGGAUAAUCUCUCUUUGGGAAGCUCAGCCUCAUCCGUUAGCAUUGAAGGCUCCAAACAUACCCGCGGAGGAUCAAUGCGCCACAGCUUCAUCAGCAUUCCGUGCUCUCUUCCACCUCACUUGGAACACCAAUUUUCGGUUCAUGGGAGCAGCAAUGCAUCCUUAGCCAAUAGCAUGGACCAUGUGGGAAUUGAAAGCAGUCCUCCACACACGCUAUCACCUCUUCGGGAGCUGAAAUAUCAUUAUUCUGACGAUCCCGAAAACGGAGCGUCCGAUCCUCAUCUCCGGCAUGGCCUUGAUGUGCCCCAAGUGGCCAAAGCCAAGUCAUUAAGUCUUCGAGAGCUCUACAUGCACCAACUUGGAAGCCGGUUCAACAUUUACAAGUCUCAUCUCUUGGGUUCGGGUUCGGGAUCAGGGAUCAACAAGAGCCAAGAGACGAUAAAAUCCCGCCGGUCGGGGAAAAGUGCACAGACGUCAGCGGAUGAUCUGACAAAUCGAGCCCACAAACCCGCCCGAAAGCGACCACCCCAUGCAAGGCCUUCCAUUAGAAGGAAGUUCAAUUCCAGAACCACUCUUAUGUUCAGUAUUGAGGACCUUUCAACCGACUCCACGAGCAUCCUGAAAGAAAGCCGCCAUCCAAGUGUCAGCGAAAAUCUUCAUGACGGCCACUUUCGAAAGGUUAUCCCUCUGGAUAGAAGCAUUAGUUGUGCCACGCCCAGAAGUUCAGUCAAAAUCCGUCCCCGAAAGAGAACGAUAUCCGAAGGCCAACCUCAACAUGAUGACGACCUUCCUCAUUCUCGGUUUAAGUUACAAAGUCCGGCUACACUAGGAAAAGACCAACCGCAACCACAAACCAAAGAAAUGCUUUUGAAAUCUAAAAGUGGGAAGACUAAGGAUGACGAUGAGAAUCUCUCGCCGCCCAAAGUGCCAUUCAUUCAAAGGGCCAUGCGACCCAUCACGGCCUACUUGGAAAUCGGCAUUGUCACGGAGCCCUUGUUCAUCAUGUUGGCCACAUCAGUGAUGUGCAUGUCUUUCGGUGUCCCCCAUUUGCUCUUCUUUCUCCCUGCCUAUGCCGAUCCACUUGGCAUAGAAGCCUCGAGUCUUCUUGCAUUGACCUCGGUUUUUGACCUUUUGGGCAGAUUGAUCUCAGGAUUCAUCCUGGACAUGAAAUUUGUCCCCGUCCAUCUCUUCUACUCUGGAGUAAUCUUUAUGACUGGCUUCUCCGUGAUCCUUUUAUCUUUCACCACUAAUUACGCCGGUUUGAUGGUGGCAGUCGCCAUGUAUGGCGUGGGAGCUGGCACUUGGUUCUUGAUGGUGCCACUUUUGUUGUCAGAGUACCUGGGUGUACAACGCAUUGCUUCUUCAUAUGGAAUGGUCCGGUUCUUUCAGUCUUUCGCCAAUCUUUUUGGACCCAUCAUCGGUGGGUACCUUUGGGAGUACUUUGGGUCUCUCACUCCGACGUUUAUUUAUAUGGGUGGCGUCAUGUGCCUUGGCUCGUUCAUUGUUCUGCUGGAACCUCUUGCAGUAAAGAAAAGCAACGAACGAAAAAAACUUCAACAACGAAGCCCUGAGAAAUUGGCUUCACCUUGAUCAUGAAAUUUGUCGUCCAUGUUAUUCUGGUUAUUCAGUCAACCUGUUAAUACAUUACGUAAAAUAACAACACGUGUGUGGAGAUAUUUCCUCGGUAGGAAGCACAAGUCAGUUCACCCAACCUCAAGGAGUUUCUGUCCCUUGUUUUGAGAUUGUCUUCGACAUGAGUAAAAUCGUGGACCUCCAUUACUUCAUUGUUCUCUUUUUAAUGCAAGGAUAUAUAUAUUUGACCGGCAUGAAAUCAGAUACCCAAUUUAUUUGGGACCAAAUGGAUAAAGAGACGACGUAGAUUCGUUGUGAACGGUGUCCGACUCUUUGAACGGAGGCUUGUCAAAGUUAAAGGUAAAGACAGAAGUUAGCCUAAAAUGUAGGGAAGUAUCUGCCAAAUGAAUAUUAAAAUCUUACUCUCUUCAAUGUGAGUUGGACACAUUGUUUCCUUUUAGAAAUAUGCUAUUUUUUUCGUUGAUGUGAGGGAAAAACGAAGUUAUAUUGUAGUGGAUUGUAGAUUGUAGACUUCGAUAAGAGAAAUGAGUAAAACAAAGACUCAGGAGUAAUAAAUGACUUUUUAAUGA
This is a messenger RNA of Tigriopus californicus, 4235 nucleotides long. RefSeq lists its product as uncharacterized. The record is from RefSeq and is a predicted model, not a curated record. Gene Ontology annotation, molecular function: monocarboxylic acid transmembrane transporter activity. The coding region runs from base 505 to 3663 and encodes 1052 amino acids. The transcript has a single exon. Lineage: Eukaryota; Metazoa; Arthropoda; Copepoda; Harpacticoida; Harpacticidae. Gene Ontology annotation, biological process: transmembrane transport; monocarboxylic acid transport.